AUGGCCCCCACGCUCCAGGACCUGACGCCAUCUGCAGGGAUGGAGAAGACCCUGCGAGAUGAGAUUGAAGCCACCCUGCGGGAGAGGAUCAUGGUGCUUGAUGGAGGGAUGGGGACCAUGAUCCAGCGGCGCAAGCUGAGUGAAGAGGACUUCCGAGGACAAGAGUUCAAAGACCAUGCCAGGCCCCUGAAAGGAAACAGUGAUAUUUUAAGUAUAACUCAGCCCAGCGUCAUUUACCAAAUCCACAAGGAUUACCUCCUAGCUGGGGCAGAUAUCAUUGAAACAAAUACUUUCAGCAGCACUGCUAUUGCCCAAGCUGACUAUGGCCUGGAACACUUGGCCUACCGGAUGAACAUGUGCUCUGCGGGAGUGGCCAGAAAAGCAGCCGAGGAGAUAACUCUCCAGACAGGAAUUAAGAGGUAUGUGGCAGGAGCUCUGGGUCCAACUAACAAGACACUCUCUGUGUCCCCAUCUGUGGAAAGACCAGAUUACAGGAACAUCACAUUUGAUGAACUUGUUGAAGCAUACAAAGAGCAGGCCAAAGGGCUUCUGGAUGGUGGAGUGGAUAUCUUACUCAUUGAAACUAUUUUUGAUACUGCCAAUGCCAAGGCAGCUUUGUUUGCGGUCCAAAAACUUUUUGAAGAGGAGUAUCUUCCCCGGCCUGUCUUUAUUUCAGGGACAAUUGUUGAUAAAAGUGGGCGGACUCUCUCUGGCCAGACCGGGGAGGCAUUUGUCAUCAGCGUGUCUCAUGCAGACCCACUCUGCAUUGGAUUAAAUUGUGCUCUGGGUGCCGCUGAAAUGAGACCUUUUAUUGAAACAAUUGGAAAAUGUACAACAGCUUAUGUUCUCUGUUAUCCCAAUGCAGGUCUUCCCAAUACCUUCGGUGACUAUGAUGAAACUCCACACAUGAUGGCCAUGCACUUAAAGGAUUUUGCUGUUGAUGGCUUGGUCAACAUAGUUGGCGGAUGCUGUGGUACGACACCAGAUCAUAUCAGAGAAAUUGCUGAAGCUGUGAAAAACUGUAAGCCUAGAGUUCCACCUGCCACUGUUUUUGAAGGGCAUAUGCUACUGUCUGGUCUAGAGCCCUUCAGGAUCGGAGCAUACACCAACUUUGUUAACAUUGGAGAGCGCUGUAACGUUGCAGGAUCCAGGAGGUUUGCUAAACUCAUCAUGGGAGGAAAUUAUGAAGAAGCACUGAGUGUUGCCAAAAUGCAGGUGGAAAUGGGAGCCCAGGUGUUGGAUAUUAACAUGGAUGAUGGCAUGCUGGAUGGUCCAAGUGCAAUGACCAGAUUCUGCAACUUCAUUGCUUCCGAGCCUGACAUUGCCAAGGUGCCCUUGUGCCUUGACUCUUCCAAUUUUGCUGUGAUUGAAGCCGGGUUAAAGUGCUGCCAGGGAAAGUGCAUCGUUAACAGCAUCAGCCUGAAGGAGGGAGAGGAUGACUUCUUGGAGAAGGCCAGAAAGAUUAAGAAGUUUGGAGCUGCCGUGGUGGUUAUGGCUUUUGAUGAAGAAGGACAGGCAACAGAAACAGAUACCAAAAUCAGAGUGUGCACCCGGGCCUACCAUCUCCUUGUGAAAAAACUGGGCUUCAAUCCAAAUGACAUCAUCUUUGACCCUAAUAUCCUCACCAUUGGUACUGGGAUGGAAGAACAUAACAUGUAUGCUGUUAAUUUUAUCAAUGCAACAAAAGUCAUCAAAGAAACGCUGCCUGGAGCCAAAGUCAGCGGUGGUCUGUCCAACUUGUCCUUCUCCUUCCGAGGGAUGGAGGCCAUUCGGGAGGCGAUGCACGGGGUCUUCCUGUACCAUGCAAUCAAGUUUGGUAUGGACAUGGGAAUAGUGAAUGCUGGAAGCCUUCCUGUAUAUGAUGACAUCCACAAGGAGCUUCUCCAGCUCUGUGAGGACCUCAUCUGGAACAGAGACCCUGAGGCCACCGAGAAGCUCUUACGCUACGCCCAGACUCAGGGCAAAGGAGGGAAGAAAGUCAUCCAGACUGAUGAGUGGAGGAAUGGCCCUAUUGAAGAACGCCUUGAGUACGCUCUUGUGAAGGGCAUUGAAAAAUAUAUUAUUGAAGAUACUGAGGAAGCCAGGUUAAACCAGGAAAAAUAUCCCCGACCUCUGAAUAUAAUUGAAGGGCCGCUGAUGAAUGGCAUGAAAAUUGUUGGUGAUCUUUUUGGAGCGGGAAAAAUGUUUCUACCUCAGGUUAUAAAGUCAGCUCGGGUCAUGAAGAAGGCCGUGGGUCACCUUAUUCCCUUCAUGGAGAAAGAGAGAGAAGAAACCAAAGUGCUUACUGGCAAAAUAGAAGAUGAGGACCCUUACCAUGGCACCAUCGUGCUGGCUACUGUUAAAGGUGACGUACACGACAUAGGCAAGAACAUAGUUGGAGUGGUUCUUGGCUGCAAUAAUUUCAGAGUCAUCGAUUUGGGAGUCAUGACUCCGUGUGACAGGAUACUGAAAGCCGCUCUGGACCACAAAGCAGAUAUAAUUGGCCUGUCAGGACUCAUCACUCCUUCCCUGGAUGAAAUGAUUUUUGUCGCUAAGGAAAUGGAGAGACUAGCUAUAAAGAUCCCAUUGUUAAUUGGAGGAGCUACCACUUCCAGAACCCACACAGCAGUUAAAAUAGCCCCAAGAUACAGUGCACCUGUGAUCCACGUCCUGGACGCGUCCAAGAGCGUGGUGGUGUGUUCUCAGCUGUUAGAUGAGAAUCUAAAAGAUGAGUACUUUGAGGAGAUCCUGGAAGAAUAUGAAGAUAUCAGACAGGACCAUUAUGAGUCUCUCAAGGAGAGAAGAUACUUAACCUUAAGGCAAGCUAGAGAAAAUGGUUUCCAUAUUGACUGGCUGGCACAGCCUCCUCCAGUGAAGCCCACGUUCCUUGGGACUCGGGUCUUUGAAGACUACGACCUGCAGAAGCUGGUGGCCUACAUUGACUGGAAGCCUUUCUUCGACGUCUGGCAGCUCCGAGGCAAAUAUCCAAACCGAGGCUUUCCCAAGAUAUUUGACGACAAAACUGUAGGUGAAGAGGCCAAAAAGGUCUAUGAUGAUGCCCAAAAUAUGCUGCAGGCACUGAUCAGUCAGAAGAAGCUCCAGGCCAGGGGCGUGGUUGGGUUCUGGCCGGCACAGAGCAUUCACGAUGAUAUCCACCUGUACGCGGAAGGCGUGGUGCCACAAGCCUCGGAGCCCAUAGCCACCUUCCACGGGCUCAGGCAGCAGGCCGAGAAGGACUCUGCCAGCUCGGACCCCUACCUCUGCCUCUCGGACUUCAUUGCCCCUCUGCACUCGGGCAUCCCGGACUACCUGGGCCUAUUCGCCGUUGCCUGCUUUGGGGUGGAGGAGCUGAGCAAGGCCUAUGAGGAGGAGUGUGAUGACUACAGCAGCAUCAUGGUCAAGGCGCUGGGGGACCGGCUGGCCGAGGCCUUCGCUGAGGAGCUGCACGAGCGGGUCCGCACGGAGCUGUGGGGCUACUGCGGCGGCGAGCAGCUGGCUGUGGCUGACCUGCGGAGACUGCGCUACGAGGGCAUCCGGCCGGCGCCCGGCUACCCCAGCCAGCCUGACCACACUGAGAAGCUGACCCUGUGGAGGCUGGCGGACGUGGAGCGGUGCACAGGCAUUAGGUUAACAGAAUCGCUGGCCAUGGCACCUGCUUCAGCAGUAUCUGGCCUUUACUUCUCCAACCUGAAGUCCAAGUAUUUUGCUGUGGGGAAAAUUUCCAAAGAUCAGAUUGAGGAUUAUGCUUCGAGGAAGAACAUGUCUGUGGCCGAGGUUGAGAAAUGGCUUGGACCCAUUGUGGGAUAUGAUACAGACUAA
Molecule: messenger RNA, 3798 nt
Organism: Rangifer tarandus platyrhynchus (Svalbard reindeer)
Lineage: Eukaryota; Metazoa; Chordata; Mammalia; Artiodactyla; Cervidae
Source: the annotation of a GenBank genome assembly